CGUAUGCUUUCAGUGUCUUCAAACGUCACUGGAGUAGUCUGAAGCUUCUAUGGAGGCCUGUUAAGAAGAUCCAGGUCUGGUCUUCAAACUGAGCAGCACAGAUGAGAUUCUUGUUGUCUUCUCAAGUUUUUUGGUGGUGAUGAGUAGACUUGGCUUUGGGGUUCUUGAAUGUAGUGGAUCCUCUUCCUCUUGCCUCUGCACCCGAAGCUGAGCACGGUGGAUUAAAGAGGCUGGCGGGUGCAGAGGCCCGUCUAUCUUUCAUCUGCUCCUACGCCCAAACAGCGACGGAAAGGGAUUGUAUGCUUUUGGUAAUUCUGAAAACCAAAGAGGCUGGUAAAGGAAUAUUUUUAUGAGGCACAUGUUAAUAAAGAUGGGCCAGGACCAAACAAAGCAGCAGAUUGAGAAAGGGCUCAAACUUUACCAGUCAAAUGAGACAGAGAAAGCUCUGCAUGUCUGGAUGAAGGUUCUGGAGAAGACUACAGAUCCUGGGGGAAAGUUCAGGGCUUUAGGUUGCCUGAUCACAGCACAUUCAGAGAUGGGGAAAUACAAAGAGAUGCUAAAGUAUGCCCUAGCUCAGAUCGAUACAGCACGAGAGAUGGAGGACCCAGACUACCUAACCGAAGGCUACCUGAACCUUGCCCGCAGCAACGAGAAGCUCUGCGACUUUCAGAAGACUAUUUCAUACUGCAAGACCUGCUUAAACAUGCAAGGCACCACUGUGAGCCUGCAGCUCAAUGGCCAAGUGUGUUUGAGCAUGGGCAAUGCCUUCCUGGGCCUCAGUGUCUUUCAGAAAGCCUUGGAGAGUUACGAAAAGGCUCUACGGUAUGCACACAAUAACGAUGACAAGAUGCUGGAGUGCAGGGUUUGCUGCAGCCUGGGCAGCUUCUACAUUCAUUUAAAGGAUUAUGAGAAGGCCCUGUUUUUUCCGUGCAAAGCAGCUGAGCUUGUCAAUGACUAUGGGAAAGGCUGGAGUCUCAAGUACCGUGCCAUGAGCCAGUAUCACAUGUCAGUGGCCUACAGGAAGCUGGAGCGUCUGCCAGAUGCUAUGGAAUGCUGUGAGGAAUCAAUGAAGAUAGCUCUGCAGCAUGGAGAUCGUCCUCUGCAAGCCAUGUGUCUCCUGAAUUUUGCAGAUAUUCAUCGAUGCCGCAAUGAUGUUGAUAAAGCAUUCCCUCGCUACGAGUCUUCAAUGUGUAUAAUGACAGAGAUUGGCAACCGCCUUGGACAAGCAGCCAUCCACUUAGGAGUGGGGAAGUGUUGGCUACAGCAGAAGGAGCUGGACAAGGCACUGAAUUCUUUUCAGCGUGCAGACGAACUAGCAGACGGAACAGGAAACAAGCUGUGUUCUCUAAAGGUACACUGCCUGUUAGAGGGCAUCUACCGUAGCAGGGAGCAGCAGGAUGAGCUCAGAGAGCACGUGGUGAAGUUCCUGCAAUGUGUAGAAGAGCUGGAGCUCUACUGUGGGAUGUGUGGCGAGUCAAUCGGGGAGAGGAACCAGCAGCUCCAGGCUUUGCCUUGCUCCCACAUCUUUCACCUUAAGUGUCUGCAGACAAAUGGGACACAGGGAUGCCCAAGAUGUCGCCGUUCAUCCAUGAAGCCAGGUUUUGUAUGAGGUGGAUGUGAUGUUCUUCUCUGGACUAAGUUACAUAUCGACGUGGCUCCAUUUGAGAACAAGACGGAACUGUUCUCUACCAGGAGACACAAAAAUGGAACAAAUGGAGUGUGUUCAAUUCCACCCUGUUCAGUUCACCUGGAAUUCAUAUCAAGACUGAACACACAAGGAAAAAGCCGUAAAGGAGAGCUCCAACCACAGAUGUGUACAGUUCGUGCCAUGAGACUUUGGAGAGGAGCUUGAUAUCUGUGUUCGCCCUAGUGGGCUAGCUGGAGGCAACAGCAAAAAAAACUAAAGAUGAGACUAAGGGGUCACUAUACAUAUCAUCUUGCUAUGUCAGUGUACACUGGCUAUGUGGCACGGAUCAUGUUUUCAUGGAUUCAGCUGGGAUUUGAAUUAUUAAGUCAUGCCAUGUUUGGCAUCUGUAAAUUGAAAAAUGUAGAAUUGAUGCGGAUUGUUUUCAUACUAUAAUAUAUUAUUAUUUCCUGGCUACUGUAUAUAGCUCUAACAAACCAUCUACAUUUAAACCUUUGAA
Tachysurus vachellii is the source of this 2144-nucleotide messenger RNA. It is a transcript of the gene rapsn, whose product is annotated as receptor-associated protein of the synapse, 43kD. The transcript has 8 exons. NCBI's taxonomy places the organism in Eukaryota, Metazoa, Chordata, Actinopteri, Siluriformes, Bagridae. The coding region runs from base 350 to 1609 and encodes 419 amino acids. The record is from RefSeq and is a predicted model, not a curated record. Gene Ontology annotation, cellular component: synapse. Gene Ontology annotation, molecular function: protein-membrane adaptor activity; acetylcholine receptor binding. Gene Ontology annotation, biological process: chemical synaptic transmission.